UUGGAGUCUGCCACCAUGAGAGAUGGGGUCCAUCCCUGUGGGAGCUGGGGUCUGUCCCUGGGGGAUCUGGCACCGUUCCUGUCUGUCCAGGGAGCGCUCGAGUGUCACAUCAAAGGCUCUGGGAGGGCAGAGGGCACGGGGAGCUGAGAUCCCAGGAGAGGAAUGGGGCCAGGUGGCCACAAGGCUUUGGGGGGACAUGUAGCAGUGUAAAAGCUGGGGUGCUGUGCUGCAAGGGCUUCCCCACUGCCCCCAAAUCCACUGGUGGGGCUCUGCCUGUGAUCCAGCUCGUGCUCCUGCCUCAGUUUUCCUCCAGGAGAACCAGACUUGCCUGCACCUCCUGAGGAACGAGUCCUGGAGGGGGCAGAGGGCUGGGAGCAGGCCGGGACUCGCUCCUCGCCAGCGCUGGCUCGGGGCUGCCCACGCGGCACCGAAAUGAGCCAGAACCUGCUCUGUGCCUGGCUGCAAGGAAAACCAUCCCCGAGGGCUGGCCCGGCACCUGGCUCAGGUGUGCUGGUGGCCAGGGUGUUCCUGGGUGCCACCCGCUGUCACUGGGUCGCUGCAGCCUCCGUCCCCACCACCCGAGGCGCCGGCUGUGGCUGAGACCCGGCAAACUCGCUGCACCUCUGGGUCACCAAGGAUGGGGUGGGACAGUGCAAGAUUGUGUCCCACUUCUCCCCGCUUCCUUCUCUGUCCCAUAAAUGUUCCUCACUCUGGAUGUUGCAGAAACAAAGGGUGCAGGAUGCCCAGAAAAGGCUUGGUGCUCACCUGGGGUGACCCCAGCCCACGAGAAGCCCUGUGGGGACACAACUGUCCUCACAUCAUUGUUACCCUGCAGAGACCUGGCUGCAUUCCCAGGACACCCAUUGCAGGGCUCCCAUUCCCUUGGGACCCCCCACCGGAGCUGAGCAGCGAGCGCUCUGCAAGGGGAGGAAGAGGAGGGUGGCCCACAGACACACGAAGCCACUGCUGAAGUCUCAUUUCCUGAGAAACCAGGCUAAAAAUAAUCCCCUUUUCUUGCAGUCCUGUGCUCGGUGGUGGCUCUGUUCCGGGGUGGGGGGACCCCCCCGUGUGCCGGCAGUAAACAGGAUACGAGCGGCUGCGGCGGGGAGACAGCGGCAGCAUCACCCCAGCCCCGCAGGAUGACCGGGGGGGGUCCUCCACAGCGGCCCCGAGGUGCCUCUCCAGAUGUUGGCAUCGCUGGUGCACGCCCGGCACGCUGAGCGCUCCGUGUCCCUGCCCCCGCCCGGGCCAGCCCCUCGCCGUGUCCCCGCGCUGUCCCCGCACCCCGCCAUGGCGCUGGAGCCCGAGGCGCUGCUGGACCUGAGCUUCCUGACGGAGGAGGAGCGGAGCUGCAUCGCCGAGGUGCUGCGCCGGGACUGGCAGCUCCGCCGGCGGGAGGAGGGACGCAUCAGCAAACUCCGCAAGUCGGUGUCGGACCCGGCGCGGCUGCGGAGCCUCACCGGGGACUGGUUCUGCGACGCCCGGGCCCAGCGCCACCGGCACCCGCUGGGCUCCGACCUCGUCCGAGCCUCCAUCCGCCGCAGGAGGCGGCCCCGGGGAACGGGGGACCUGGAACGUGGCCCCAGCCUGGGCGAGCUGGAGGCCAUUGACGAGCCGCUGGCAGAGGAGAAGGAGGAUGAGGAUGGUGCACAGGACAUGGAGGAGAGCUCCCUCACAGAGAUGCAGGAGGCCCCUGAGCUCCAGCCCAGCCCCCCCGCCCCGGCUGUGGAGGAGACCCCGAUGUCACAGCCCCUGCUGCAGGGUGACAUCCCGGUGAGGGAGCAGGACAGCCCGGCGCAGCCAGGUGACACGGGAGGUGGGAACUCCUUCAGCUCAUCCAGCACAGAGGAGGAUGAGGAGGAGCCGGGCUCCGCACACAGCAGCCACGAUGCUGGGCAGAGACCAGAGACCCCCCCGAGAGACCAGACCCCCCCAGCCCCGGUGUCCCCACAGAACGGCCACACCCUCCCGAGCCUGCUGAGCACCAGCUCCUCCGUGUCCAGCCUCAGCUCCUCCACCCUGAGCGGGAGCCUGAUGAGCCUGUACAGCGAGGGGGAGCUGGGCAGGGUGGCCGUGCGGGGCUGUGUCCAGUUCUCCCUGCGCUACGACCCGGCCAAGAAGGAGCUGCAGGUGCACGUCCUGCGCUGCCGGGAGCUGGCCGAAGCCAAGAAGCAGCGCUCGGACCCGUACAUCAAGACCUACCUGCUGCCGGACAAGUCCAACCGCAGCAAGCGCAAGACCGCGGUGAGGAAGAGGAGCUUGGAUCCCGUCUUCAACGAGACCCUCAAGUACAAGCUGGAGAAGAGGGACCUGCAGAGCCGGACCCUGAACCUCUCGGUGUGGCACCAUGACAGCCUGGGCAGGAACCUGUUCCUGGGGGAGGUGGAGGUCGCGCUGGGCACCUGGGACUGGGCCAACACCCGCCCCGAGUGGUUCAGUCUCCAGCCACGGAUGCCCAUCCCCUCAGAUGGCCUUGCCAGCCGUGGCAACCUCAACCUGGCACUGAAGUUCAUCCCUGCCGGCUCAGAAGGAGCGGGGAUGCCACCCACGGGCGAGCUGCACAUCUGGGUGAAGGAUGCUCAGAGCCUCAUCCCACUGCAGAGCGGCACUGUGGAUGCCUUCGUGCAGUGCUACGUGCUGCCGGAUGACAGCAAGGCGAGCCGGCAGAAGACACGGGUGGUGAAGCGGAGCCUGAACCCCCUCUUCAACCACACCAUGGUGUACGACGGCUUCCAGGCCAAGGACUUGGCCGAGGCGUGUGCCGAGUUCACCCUCUGGCACCACGAAGCCUUCUCCAAGCGCCAGCUGGGCGGCAUCCGGCUCAGCCUGGGCACCGGGAGCAGCUACGGGCUGCCCGUGGGCUGGAUGGACUCGACGGCGGAGGAGCAGGGGGUGUGGAAGCGGCUGCUGCAGCAGCCCGGGCACUGGGUGGAAGCGCUGCUGCCCCUGCGGACCAACCUGGUCCCCCGGGCGUAGCCCCAGCCCCCCAAGGACCGGCUGGUGCCAGCGGGACUGUGGGACCUGAGGGAUGGAGACACCACUGUGCGGGCUGGGGUCUGUGCCCUCCCCUUCCAGCAGCAAUGAAGUGGCACCAGAGGGCA
This is a messenger RNA of Corvus hawaiiensis (hawaiian crow), 3101 nucleotides long. It is a transcript of the gene SYTL1, whose product is annotated as synaptotagmin like 1. Gene Ontology annotation, molecular function: neurexin family protein binding; small GTPase binding. Gene Ontology annotation, biological process: intracellular protein transport; exocytosis. Bases 1186 to 2976 code for a protein of 596 amino acids. The record is from RefSeq and is a predicted model, not a curated record. Gene Ontology annotation, cellular component: exocytic vesicle; plasma membrane. NCBI's taxonomy places the organism in Eukaryota, Metazoa, Chordata, Aves, Passeriformes, Corvidae. The transcript is spliced from 16 exons.